GGAGCGAGUCGUCGCGCGUCAGCGGAAGAGCGAGUUGGGCCGGGCCGCGCUGGGCCGGGCCGCGCGGGCCGUUGUGUCGCAGCAUGGGCGCCAGCGCGUGCUGAGCGCCGCUGUGCAGGGGGACCGCAUCGUUACUGACAGAUGGUUCUCAUCAAAGAAUGGCUUCUUUGUGUUGUUGGAAAAGACCAAAAAGGUUGAAUUCGAGAAGUCAUGCUGGUGGCAGACAUCUCCAUCUCAGAACUUAGUAUGUGAAAAUAAUAAAUGAAGAAAGCAUUAAUAUUGCAGAGAGGCUGUUAUAUUAAUGGGACUUCUGCUCAACCCCAUGGAGAUAAUGUACUGGCUUCCAGCAGAUGCUUUAAAGAAAAUGAGUGGAGGGUUGGCACCAAGCAAAAGCACAGUGUAUGUGUCCAAUUUACCCUUUGCUUUGACAAACAACGAUCUAUAUAGGAUUUUUUCCAAGUAUGGAAAAGUUGUCAAGUUCGGGGUACUUGACCUGUUUUAGUUGAUUGCUGAACAACUGACUUAGAAAAAACCUGUUGUAGUAACAUUGGUGUUUAAUAACUAUUGAUGAACCUAUUCUUCAUAAAUUUGUCACUUCUGACCUCCCUGCUAUCCUUUGAGUUACUAUUAUGAAAGACAAAGACACCAGGAAGAGCAAAGGAGUUGCAUUUAUUUUGUUUUUGGAUAAAGAAUCUGCACAAAACUGUUCCCGGGCACUCAAUAACAAACAGCUGUUUGGAAGAGUAAUAAAAGCGAGUAUUGCCAUUGAUAAUGGAAGAGCAGCAGAAUUCAUUCGCAGGCGGAACUACUUUGAUAAGUCAAAAUGUUAUGAAUGUGGGGAAGCAGGACACUUAAGUUAUGCUUGUCCUAAAAAUAUGCUGGGAGAGCGGGAGCCACCAAAGAAAAAAGAAAAGAAGAAGAGGAAGAAAGUUGUUGAACCAGAAGAAAUUGAGGAAGAAGAAGAAAGUGAAGAGGAAGGAGAAGAUCCUGCUCUAGACAGCCUCAGCCAGGCCAUAGCUGUACAGCAAGCCAAAAUUGAGGAAGAGCAACAAAGGUGGACACAGACUGCAGGGGAAUCUUCAGUUUCAGAUGACUCAAAACGUCCACGGAUUAAGAAAAGUGCUUAUUUCAGUGAUGAAGAAGAACUGAGUGAUUGAAGUAAUAGUGUUUUAUAUGUGUAUGUAUAAUAUAUAUUGUGUACAUUUUGUAAAGUGGUACAAAGUUUUCUGUUAUACAGGUUUGUCUUGGUGUUGAAGACAUGGAAAAUCAUGUUUCAGUUCUAACCCCUCCCCUUGAACGUCUUCUUUUUUGAUCUCUCUCCAUCUCUCUCCAUGUCUCCUCCACAACCCCCCUCUCUUGCCUUAAAGGCAGCUUUUUACAAAACUGGUGUGUUUCUAUACUUAAAUCCAGAUAAAUACCUGUGAGAAUACUUCUUGCAGGUAGUAUCUUGACUGAACCCUGGGAGUAAAAUCUUUCAUUAAAGGAGUUUUCCUAAGAGGGCUUCCUCUUAGCAUCGCUGUUAACACCUCAGAUGCUUUAUUAGUCUGUUUAUUGCCUGUUUGGAAGCAGUGCUUUAGUAGUACUUCAUUGUUACAUGAUUGUUGCACUAGCUUCUCUGCAUGGGGUUGUAUUUCAGCUUCAACCAUUUGUACUAGUCUUUUAACACUUCAUGCAGUAAUAUAAUAAAUUAUUGUUAUAUAA
Molecule: messenger RNA, 1701 nt
Organism: Gallus gallus (chicken)
Lineage: Eukaryota; Metazoa; Chordata; Aves; Galliformes; Phasianidae
Gene: ZCRB1
Product: zinc finger CCHC-type and RNA binding motif containing 1
Exons: 10
Coding region: 630-1157 (175 amino acids)
Biological process (GO): mRNA splicing, via spliceosome
Cellular component (GO): U12-type spliceosomal complex
Molecular function (GO): zinc ion binding; RNA binding
Source: RefSeq, a predicted model, not a curated record